AUGUUCGUGAUCACGACUGGAUUUUUAAUCUUCUUCGCGACAAUAGCAGUAGCGCUUAGGCUUUACUGUCGCUUCACUUUCACACGACACGUAGGACUCGAUGACAAGUUCAUGGUAGCUGCAUGGCUGGUAUCAGUCUCUCUCGGCAUUCAGAAUGGUUUCCUUGUUAGCUGGGGAACUGGAGAAAGUCGACACAACGCCGAUUUGGAUGCUUCGAUCAUCUUGAUCCCUACAUUCAAGCACUGGUAUGCGUAUCAGCUCGUGUACCCAUGGGCAUUGUUCUUCGUCAAAGCUAGCAUCUUGGCUCUCUACCAUCGAAUCUUCACCCAAACCAAGUUCCGCUAUACCGUGUACGGUGUAGCCGCUUUUGUUGCUGUUCAAACAAUCGUUGUCACAUUUGUCAAUGCCUUCGAGUGCGGAAAAGAACCAUGGAGAGCCUGGUCCCCAACCUUUCCGAAAGGAUGUAACGAUCUUGCCAAGACAUACUUCUCGAUGGCUUCGGUGAACAUCCUCACCGACAUCUUUAUCCUGGUUAUGCCGAUGCGCGCUUUUGGGCAACUGAAACUUCAACGGACCAAGCGAUUUGCGCUCCUCGGUGUGUUCAUGGUCGGCGGCGUAGCGGUGAUCGCCUCUAUCGUCCGGCUGUACGCUCUCUAUGUGUACGCUGUAACGGAUGAUCCACCAUACGAUGAUAUAUUUUGA
Messenger RNA from Alternaria ethzedia, 702 nucleotides. RefSeq lists its product as uncharacterized. The record is from RefSeq and is a predicted model, not a curated record. The transcript is spliced from 6 exons. Bases 1 to 702 code for a protein of 233 amino acids. NCBI's taxonomy places the organism in Eukaryota, Fungi, Ascomycota, Dothideomycetes, Pleosporales, Pleosporaceae.